Aegilops tauschii subsp. strangulata is the source of this 2543-nucleotide messenger RNA. NCBI's taxonomy places the organism in Eukaryota, Viridiplantae, Streptophyta, Magnoliopsida, Poales, Poaceae. The record is from RefSeq and is a predicted model, not a curated record.
CCAUGUCCGACCCCGCAGAUAUCUCUCACCCGGGGGAGGAAGGCCGCGCUUCUCCUCAUGCCCGGUACACGAAGCAGAGCGGGACGGCGAUCGACAUACUCGCCGACGAUCUCCUCGUCGAGAUCCUCUCGCGCGUCCCCGCCAAGUCGCUCCUCCGCUUCAGGUGCGUCUCCAGCCACUGGCUGGCCCUCAUCGACCACCCCGACCACCGCAAAAGGCUCCCCCAAACCCCGGCCGGCUUCUUCUACGACAACAAGUACACCGUCGAGUGGUUUCUGCAACCACCUCUCCACUUCACCAGUUUCCCGGGGAAACGGUGCCCUCCGAUCGACACCUCUUGCUCCUUCCUGCCCAACCAUGAGCGCAUCCAUCUGUUGGACUGCUGCAACGGCCUCCUCCUCUGCCGCUGGUGCGACGCCUCCGCCGAGGGUGAAGAGUCCCGUUACGUCGUGUGCAAUCCCGCCACGGAGAAGUGGGUGGUGUUGCCGAGCUCCGGCAAGGCCACCAGCGAGGUGGCCACCGCUCGUUUGGGCUUCGACCCAGCCCUGUCGCCGCAUUUCCAUGUGUUUGAGUUGGUAGAGGAGCAGGAGCCAAACUGGCACCCUCACAUCGCCGGAGUGGCAGUGUAUUCGUCUCAAACUGGAGGAUGGGUUUAUAAGGAACAGAGAUGGAACAAACAAAUUAGGCCCAUUGAUCGUCUGUCGACAUUUGUCUUUCUUGAUGGCUAUCUGCAUUUUCAAGCCAAUGCUCGUCGGUUAUCCAGUCAUCUAGCUGUGGUAGACACAGAGGGGGAAACAUGGAUGAGCUUCAGUGUCCCUGGUGGUUUGGUUGACGGUUUUAUUCAGCGGUCGCAGGGCCGGCUGCAUUAUGCCAAUUUUCAGAGAGGUGGAGAUAGUGUCAUUAGAUUGGUAGUUUAUGUUCUGAACGACUAUCAAAGCAGAAAAUGGAUAUUGAAGCACAGCAUCGAAGCUUCACACAUAUUUCGAGGGAUGGAUGCCUACCUUUUGAAGGAGGUUUUGAUUGGAUUGCGAUGGAUUUUGAUUGGAUUACGAUUCAUCCGGAAUGCAACACGAUAUUCUUCACUGCUGGGUGGGGUACCACAUUCAUGUGCUAUAAUAUGGAUCUUCAGCAAGUCAAAGUGAUCUCCAAUCUUGAAGAUGGCUGGCCGGCAUAUCUGACAUAUGUGCCGUUGUAUGCAGAGUUACAGUCAUUGCACGCUUUAUAAGAAGUGGAUAUUCGACAGGCAUUAGUUCUUUGUGCUAUGGUAUGUUUGUUUGAAGUGGGCUGUUGUUUUUUCUGGGGAAACGUUUGAAAUCGGCGGACCGGCCCAAGCUUCGGCCGGUCACGCCGCUCACUCGCGCAGAUACCGCUUUCUUUUCUCCUCUCCACGCAUCACUGGCCCCACGCACCGCCCACGCCCGUGACUGCCUUAUCCCUUCGCCCCUGAGCUCCAGCACUCAUUCCCCAUCCCCAUCUACACGACCUCUGCUCCUCUCCUUGCAUAAUCCCUCUCCUCUGCUGAUCUCCAAGGCAACUAAAUCCCCCUCUCCACUAGCUGCAAGUCACAUCGGUGUGAAGGAAGGGGCACGGGGGGUGCUGGUACGGGAGUUGGGGCGAGCAGGAGAUUGUGGGGGCGGCGGCCAGCGAGCUUCAACAGGCCGGUCGGCGAGGUUGGUGAUGGUCGGCGACGACGCUGGUAACAGCCGAGCUACAACCGCAAGCUGACGAGCUACCACCGGCUGGUGUGGAUGCUACAACCCUUGUUGGGCGAGCUGCAACCUGCAAGGAGUUGUUACUACCUCGACCGGCAGGCGCGACGGCGGAGCACACGAGAUGCUACAACCGUUGAGGCAGGAGCUGCAACCGCCCCCGGAUUUUGCUGGAACCAGUGACAGCGGCGAGCUGCAGGGUGACCAUGGCGGGGAGUGCUGCAACCACGACCAGGUUUUCAAAAGAUUCAACAGGGGCCGCGACACAGAGCUGCUUUUUGACAACUUUUUCAUUGUGAGCGUCCACGGCAAGCAUCAGCGGCGGCGGCUGUCGACGGCGACAAACGGGGAAGGGCAGCCGCGCGCUGCGCGACGCAGCAAUGAUGGGUGGCCGCCAUGUCCUGCAGUGUUUCUUCAGAUCUGAAUUAUGAACGGGGUGAGAAAGAAGAAAGCGAACUGGAUGGACGAGGAUCCUACGGCUCGUGGUGGGCUAAUCGGGCGGCUAGGGUGCGACCGGCCGAAAUUUUGGGCCGGCGCACCGGCGCCGAUCAGUCGCCUUUUUUCUGGCUGAUGUAUGCAUGCUUUUAUAGUUUGAGCGAUGGUGGUUCACUUUUAAGCUAACUUGGGUGAUUCGUUACCCAAAAUUGUACCAAGCUUUCCGUUGUCUGUAUUGGUUUCUGCAUACCAAUGAUUUUGGAGAACUCCUACCUCCAUGUAUUCGGUUAACUUGGCGUAGUGUUUGAGGGAUGGUGAUGAUGUAGAAACAUGACCAUCUGCUAACGUUAUAAUAUGUCAAAUUGUGCUAAUGGUAUAAUGCUUGAAAUCAUUUUUCUA